Messenger RNA from Neurospora crassa OR74A, 2471 nucleotides. RefSeq names its product endonuclease/exonuclease/phosphatase. Gene Ontology annotation, molecular function: 3'-5'-RNA exonuclease activity. NCBI's taxonomy places the organism in Eukaryota, Fungi, Ascomycota, Sordariomycetes, Sordariales, Sordariaceae. Bases 284 to 1153 code for a protein of 289 amino acids. The record is from RefSeq and is a predicted model, not a curated record. The transcript has 2 exons.
CUUCAACCGUCAACUUCACCUUCAACUUUUCUGACCUUUGGACUGCAAACAUGAACAGAGCGUUCCUUUUCAACUCACUUAGUGCUUUGUUGAGGGGAGAGAAAAAAAAACCUGGUCAGACUCGACGGUGAGACUCGGUCCGACUCUCUUUACUUUUCCUCUUCCAAGUGUUUCUGAUAUCCAAUUCUCCCUGAUCCCUGUCACCAUCUCGAGCCCUACCGGCAUCUAUUAUCGUUAGCUUCGAUUCCCGGCAAGGAUUUGGCUUGGGCUUUCAACUGAAGCAAUGACGCUCCGAGAAUCGCCGGCCCCGGGUUCUGCUCAACUCCAUGUCCGAUUUGUGUCGUUCAACAUCCGCUUCGCUACCGAUAAUCCUGUUCCUGGAGAGCAACCGUGGACUGAACGUCGGCCAAGGCUUUGUGCUCAACUCAACUUUCUUACCUCUGGCCAUGACUCAACAUUUCUCUGCCUCCAAGAAGUCCUUUACUCACAGCUUCUUGAUAUCCAGGAUUCUCUCGGUCCGUCGUGGAGCCAUAUUGGCCGGGGCCGAGAAGACGGCAAACUGGCUGGCGAGUUCUCACCCAUCUUUUUCCGAGUGGACGAAUGGGACUGUGAAGACUGGAAGACGUAUUGGCUUUCCGAGACUCCAGAAAGGCCGUCAAUCGGUUGGGAUGCUGUCCUUGAGAGAAUCGUGACCGUCGGAUCAUUCCGCCACAAGACGACAAGCAAAGCGGUCAUUGUUAUGAGUACCCAUUUUGACCACCGAGGGCAGAUUGCGAGGGAAGAAAGCUCCAAGCUCAUUCUCAUGCUAGCCUCCGAAUGGAGACGAACGCAUGGUGACUCUUAUCCUCCUUUGGUUCUGGGCGGCGACCUCAACAGCACCCCGACAGACCAGGCAUACAAGACGUUGACCUCAUCUGACUCGGGACUGCAAGACACAUCUGCGGUUUUUCCAGAUGAACUAAAGUACGGCAACCGCGACAUUACAUACACGUCUUUUGGCGAGCCAGACGAGGAGCCAAAGACCAUCGAUUUUCUCUUUGUCCAGAGACCACCAACCCUCAUACUCAGGUUGUUUGGAAUUCUGCCAAAUAAAUUUGACGAUGGUGUCUUCCUGUCUGACCACCGACCUAUCUUUGUGGAUAUGGAGGUGUGAUCCUGGAAAGGUGUCUUCACUCUUCGGCUCCCCUAUUUUUUUUUUCCCGUCUUGCGCGCCUCUUGUCCAAUAGUUCCGUCACUUCGUUUUUAUUCAUUCUUUUGUUCGGUUGCUCUAAGGCGGCCUGAAUAGCACCAUUGUAUCAGACGACUAGCUGGCCAGUGGUUGGGCAUCGAUGCUUUGCACGGUUGUUUGUGCUAGACCUGCUUAGUCUUCGGGUUUGUUGAAGACGGAGAAAAUGGAAGUCGUUGCUUGAUCAGAGCAAGAGGUUUCUUUUUGGCACUGCAGACUAAAUCGGAGGGAAUACCACGACCAGGCUAUUUAUCAGCCCGUGCUUGGGUCUUCGUAAACGAAGCACUUCGCUACGGACCUUCUGUCUGGGCCGAAGCUGCACGCUCCAAGCAACAAAGAGAUACACGGUGCUCAUUUGUCAAAUUUCUGUCGAUCAGAGCCGAAACCGUGAUCUUCAAGUGCCCCCGGAAGGAUGUUACGCGUUACAACUCGAACCGGACCUGGACGACUGGUGAUCUGAGGUGCCUUCCUUGGCCCACAGCUUGCAGUUUGAGCCUCCUUUUCCUCGUUGGAUGUUUCAGCCACGUCUGGACUCAAAGACUCCGUCCAAAAGACUUCGAGUGAUCUGCGCCGAGUAUGGAGAUACCAGAUUGGCGGGAACCAAGACGCUGCUAUAUAACUUGGUGUGAUGUCACUACAGCACCAUGGUACUGGUACGCCAAUGAUUAUGUGCAUCAUCGACCGCAUCGUCCUUAUAGAGAUUCGCAUAGUCUGCACAAAGGGUUGGCUGCACCCUUAUACUUGAGUCAAUGCCUUGUACCUGUGCCGAGUAUAAAGGGAGCGUCUUUUGGAAAUCUGUCCAAUUUGUUACAAGUCGGUGACCGCCCAAGAUGGCUUGUUGUGCGACAAAGAUGUUGAGUCACUUGCUCUUCAGUGCAGAUUUCACGGACGAUUCGCAUUGAUUUUUCCGCUCUUUUUCUUCCUGUGACAAGCCGCUUUUGAUGGCGAUACAGCAUGAGACGUAGCUCGUCUCCCGCGCAUUCUUCCGCGCAAUUGCGAUAAUGCGCGAAGUUGGCACAUCUAUUGCACCCUCCCAGUUAUCUCACCCUCCCUACGCCGCACGUUGGUUUAGUCUCGUUACAAUGAUGCACUAGAAACGCUUCUUCUAGGCGGGUGACUUGAAGUUUGAGGGGUUAAUAGUCUUUAUGCAUUUGGGUUGGACAGGUAAGAACGACUGUUGGCAUCACACUCACGCUCACACUCGAAACUCGAGGGCUUGGCAGAAUAAACAUAUUUUCCACAUGGC